Messenger RNA from Rana temporaria (common frog), 760 nucleotides. RefSeq names its product protein ALP1-like. The transcript has a single exon. The coding region runs from base 23 to 661 and encodes 212 amino acids. NCBI's taxonomy places the organism in Eukaryota, Metazoa, Chordata, Amphibia, Anura, Ranidae. The record is from RefSeq and is a predicted model, not a curated record.
ACACAUCAGAAUUGUUAAGCCCAUGGCUAGUGGGAGCCAGUAUUUCAAUUAUAAGAAAUACUUUUCAUUCGUCUUAAUGGCUGUGGCUGAUGCCAAUUAUUGCUUUACCUACAUUGACAUUGGUUCCUAUGGAAGUAGUGCAGACUCUGCGAUUUUUGGGAACUCCUCUUUUGGGCAAUUACUUCGAACAGAUGGUCUGGACCUUCCACAAAAUAGUCCACUCCCGGGCACAAACGGCCCUCCCCUACCAAGUGUCUUUGUGGGUGAUGAGGCUUUUGCUCUGAACACACACCUACUUCGGCCUUAUUCAGGACAUAAUCUGAACGAAGACAAACGCAUAUUCAACUACCGGCUUAGCAGAGCACGCCGCGUAGUUGAGUGUGCUUUUGGAAUUUUGGCGAACAAGUGGAGGGUUCUCCACACACCAAUUGUGCUCAACAUGCAAAAUGCCAUUAGUGCUGUAGAAGCGGCGUGUGCCUUGCACAAUUUUGUCAGGCAGCGCGAUGGUCUAGAUUACGAGGAGCCAGUCCAUGAGACUCUGGAAAGAGCUCAUUGGACUGGUGUACGUGGGAACACACAGGGGACACAUGUCCGUGAACAGUAUGCCGCAUACUUUGUCUCUCCUGAAGGGCAGGUCCCUUGGCAGCUCAAUUCCAUUUAAUUUAUUGAACUUUUCAGCUUUUGACACGCUUAUUUUGUGAAAUAUAUUCUUUACUAUGCUGUUUUGUGGAAAAAAAAUAAAAAAUGAUUCAUGUUUUAA